AUGGAUCUGUCGCAACGGGCGCUCCCGCGUCACACUCACCAUCAGCCGCCGCCGCCGCUUGCAAACCCAUCGCCUUCUCAUCUUCCAGCGCAACAUUCUAACUAUAGUCCUGGCACUGUCGCUUCACAUCCGACUCUUCCUUUACCAGGCACACACCCGCCGCCCUCAGCACUGACGCCAGCUUCGGCUUCAACAUCUCCAGCCUCGGUCUCGCAUCGGCUGCCUUCCGCGUCAGCUUCAAAUACCUCAAGACACCCUGCUGGAGACUAUCACCCUGAUGCAGAGGACCAUGACGCGUCAGUGACACCUGUUGAUGGUGAGGAGCCUCCAAAGAAGAAGCAAAAGCGCAACAAGCCAACUCUAUCAUGCCAUGAAUGCGUCGAGCGCAAGACCAAGUGCGACAGGGGCCGACCUCACUGCCUUGCUUGCAUAAAACGACAGACUGAAUGUAGAUAUGCGCACGUUGCCAAUUUACUCGAGGAGACCACACGGUCCGCUGCCAAUGGUCGGCGAAUGACGAAACCACCCAAGAAGAAGUCUGGGUCAAGCGGAAAGUCCCCUAUCCCAAAUAUUGCCGAUAGGGGCAUGUCCAACGAUCCCAGAGCAACCUCCCGGGGCGCCGUUGCACUCUCCAUCGGCCUCCUAUCUAAUGUUCCAUACUCUCUACCCUCUGCGAGUAACAUCUUUGGCAUUGGCUCUGAGCACCCCUUUGCCAACUACUGGACCUGCGAAGGCGGCUUGUCGGAGGUAAUUUCAGUCCUUCCUGACAAGAUACAGGCGGACAUACUACUCAGCCGCUACUUUGAGUGUGUUGACCCAGUGUAUCCCAUGAUACAUCGCCAAACAUUCUACGCAGAUUACGAACACUUCUGGCAGAUGAGUCAACAAGAUAAGAGCGACACAGAUCCUUCUUUCAUAGCAUUGAUAUUCGUCAUGCUGGCACUGGGCACACAAUUUGUGACGUCGACAACAUCUUCCCAAGAGCGCAAGCAGACCGCCGAGUUCUAUGCUUCAGCAAGCAACCAGGCUCUGCGCAUCGCUUCAUAUCUCAGCAGCGCAUCACUGCGAUCUAUCCAGGCCAUGGUCUUGAUAGUGUACUUUCUCAUCAACGACAACCACGCAUCGGAUGGAUGGGCCUUUGCUGGCAUUCUAAUCCGACAGGCUUAUGCAAUGGGUCUACAUAGGGAUCCAAAUAUCGUAACACCGCAUGCCACCUUGUUCGAAAAGCAGCAGCGCAGAAAGGUUUGGCAAGCAGUACUGCUCCAAGAUACGUUUCUAACCGUCUUGCUCUCCCUGCCACCCUCGGCUACACAUACGGAUGUUUCUGUCGAAGACCUGCUGGAUGAUGGUUCGUCGAUUGCAAAUAGCGAUCCAACGGACACAGCAUAUAUCAGGGGCUCCUGGACUUUGGCCAAUCUCGUGCAAGAGACGAUUUGUUCACCACGAUCACUGGAUCUGCCUAUUUGCUCGACAGCAAGGCAUAAGUCAAAGCUGAUCGCCGACUUCCGAGCAGUCUAUCGGUCGUUCCCUGAUGUUUUCCGUUCAUGGGACCCCGACAGUAUCACAGCACUUGCGAAAACAAAUAAAAGGGUAGUCCGCCAGACUCUGUUCCUGACGAGCAACUACUUCCACAACCUGAUGCUGGUUCACGCUUCCGAGAGUCCUGAUGUUCCUGUCAACGUUCGUGGGACAUUAGAGGCGGCGCACGAUGCCAUUACUGCCUUCUUUCUUCUUUUCACUCUGCUCGAACUAGAAGCACGUGUCUGGUGGGUUUUCAACCAUCGAGCCUUCCUAGAAGCCUUGUGCAUUGGCAAUGUCCUCAAGGAAGCGACACGUGAGCCAGGCGGCGCAGAUAUGAUGGCAAGGGAUCCUUUGCUUGUGAGAGCCAAGUCUGAUAUCACACGCAUGAUUCAGAUCAUGCAGAUCAUGGGCAAAGAUUCCGAAGUAGCGAGAACACGAGUUCAAGUAUUGAGCGACUUCCUGACCUAG
Fusarium pseudograminearum CS3096 is the source of this 1989-nucleotide messenger RNA. RefSeq lists its product as uncharacterized. NCBI's taxonomy places the organism in Eukaryota, Fungi, Ascomycota, Sordariomycetes, Hypocreales, Nectriaceae. Gene Ontology annotation, cellular component: nucleus. The transcript is spliced from 6 exons. Gene Ontology annotation, biological process: DNA-templated transcription; regulation of DNA-templated transcription. Gene Ontology annotation, molecular function: DNA binding; zinc ion binding; DNA-binding transcription factor activity, RNA polymerase II-specific. The coding region runs from base 1 to 1989 and encodes 662 amino acids. The record is from RefSeq and is a predicted model, not a curated record.